Messenger RNA from Equus quagga, 2033 nucleotides. RefSeq names its product solute carrier family 35 member G6 (gene SLC35G6). The record is from RefSeq and is a predicted model, not a curated record. The coding region runs from base 1 to 1119 and encodes 372 amino acids. The transcript has 3 exons. Lineage: Eukaryota; Metazoa; Chordata; Mammalia; Perissodactyla; Equidae.
AUGGCUGGAGCUCUCAUGGGUCCAGGCCCCCUGACCCAGGAGAAGAGGAGGAAGUCCAAGGAAAGAUGGGUCCCAGCCCCCAGCCUGGCAUUUGCCUUGCCCCAGGCUGGCAGUCACCCCUACUUCAACCUGUCCGACUUCACCCAGCCAUCGCCGCCCUCCACUCCGCCCAGCCUCCCCUCGCAUCAGCGCUGCCGGCCCUCCAAUGCCACCAAGGGCCUGCUCAUGGCCCUGCUGGGUGGGGGCCUGCCCGCUGGCUUCGUGGGCCCCUUCUCCCGUAUGGCUUACCAGGCCUCCCACUUACCCUCGCUGGAGCUGCUCAUCUGUCGAUGCCUCUUCCACCUCCCCAUUGCCUUGCUACUUAAACUGCGUGGCGACCCACUGUUGGGACCUCCCGAUGUUCGGGGCCGGGCCUGCCUCCACGCCCUGCUCAACGUCCUCAGCAUUGGAUGCGCCUACAGUGCGGUUCAGGUGGUGCCCCCUGGCAACGCUGCCACUGUCCGCAAAGGUUCUUCCACCGUGUGCUCUGCCCUCCUCGCCCUCUGCCUCGAGAGCCAGGGUCUCAGCGGCUACGAUUGGUGUGGCCUGUUGGGCAGCACCCUGGGACUAAUCAUCAUUGUGGGACCUGGACUAGGGACGCUGCAGGAGGGGACCACGGGCCUCUACACCGCCCUGGGCUAUGUGCUCGCUUUCCUGAGUGGCCUGGCACUGUCCCUAGGGCUUCUAGUGUAUCGCUCCCUGAACUUCCCCUCCUGCCUACCAACAGUGGCCUUCCUGUUUGGCUUGGUGGGGCUAGCAGUCUCCGUGCCAGCCCUCUUUGUGCUGCAGACCCCCAUACUGCCCAAUGAUCUUCUGAGUUGGACCUGUGUGGGGGCAGUGGGGAUCCUUGCCCUGGUCUCCUUUGUGUGUGUGAGCUAUGCGGUCACCAAGGCCCACCCUGCCCUAGUGUGUGCCGUCCUGCACUCCGAGGUGGUGGUGGCCCUGAUGCUGCAGUAUUAUGUGCUCUAUGAGAAUGUGGCACCUUCUGACAUCAUGGGGGCAGGGGUGGUGUUGGGUAGCAUUGCCAUCAUCACUGCCCAGAACCUCAGCUGUGAGAGGGAAGGGCAGGUGGAGGAGUGAGAUGGAACUUGAGAGCCUGGGGGUUGGGGGGGCAGGGGUAAAUAGAAGGAGAGACUGGAAUACAAACAUAGGAGAACAAGUGACUGCAAAAGAACUGGUGUGGGAGAGGGAAACCCCUUGGAGUCAAGGGUGACUUGGGGACCUUGGGGAUGUGGUAGAGAGGGACUGCCUGGAAGACCUAGGGACCAAGAGAUGUGGAGUCUAGGCUGGGGCUUGGAGAUCAGGGCAUAACUAAGGGAUAAGGUCUGAGCAGCACAUCAAAGGGGCUGAGGCAGGCAGGCCAUGAGCCAUGGGGAGGAUUUUCCCCUCAGAAGCAGAGAAGAGCAUUGGGGCUGGAGUGUUUGGGGCUUUCAGACAAACAGAGCAAGCAGCUGUGCUGGGGGAAGGGAGUGUGCAUUUUUUCCCUGAGCGUCGGUUUCCCUUCCUCGUGGUUGUGCCCCCCUCCCCCUUGGGGUGGUGACGUGACAUUGACAUCAAACGAGGAUCACUCUGAAUGUGGCUGUGCAGUUGGUGUCAUCUCUGCUUCGGAAGAAGAGUGCAAGUCCUACCCUGUUCUUAUUGGAGAAUCCCUUGGGAUCCCCGCCCCCCAUCUUAUUUCUGAAAUAUUCUAGAAGGGGGAGGAUUUCCUAAUGUUCAGACGCCUUGACCUCGAAUCCCCCAGGACUUCUGUGUCCCGCCCCACGGCUAAUCUGCUUUUCCCGGAUUGUCGCGGUCCCGUGAUCGCUCCCGGACAGCGGCCAGCCUCCUUCUGGAGCAGGUCUCCGAGCUGAGGCCUCUUCGACCGGUUCAGGCCGGGGAUCCAGGACCAGAGCUCCGUACAGCGCUCCAUUAGAGGCCAGGAGAUGCCCACCCCUACCAGGAGGCCGCUCAAUAAAUAUCAGCUACUUCCGGACAAGCAAUUGGCCUCGCCAUCU